UUUUGUUUAAAAAUUAAGUUCUGUACAUCUAGGUACUUGCUGAUAGAAUCAACCUCCCAUGUAAGCUCGUCAAAGGGAGUUAUUAUACCGGCACUGAUGAUGGAGCUGUGAACCUGAUAAAAUUGGAUAAUGGAAGCGAGCACAUUAUUGAUCUAAUGGGGGCUCCAGGCACCCUAAUUCCUACUGAGGUACCCAGUGGUCAUCAUCGAAAUUUUGGGUUAGAUACAAGUAGUAUCGCCUCUGUGCUGGGAAUUGCCAAAAGUUUGUGUACAGCGUCAAAUGAAGGAGUGAAGUUAUUUGGUGAUGUUUCAUGCAAAGAGAGCAUAAAUGAUUUUCCUGAAGGAUCGGCAGCACAACAGCUAGAAGGAAACCAUGCUGUUUCUAAUCCUGGAUGUCAUUCAUCUUCUAAUACAUUAGUUGCAGAACAUCUUGCGAAAGGCCAAACUGAUGAGGUGAUCCAAAGUAAUGGCAUUGCAGUUGGUGGUGGCCUUGAUCAGUUAUCUGGAGAUAAAGAUGAAUCUACAUUGGAAGUGAUGGAAGUAGCUUGCAGUGACCAGUCUAAUGCUAGCAAGGUGCACAAUUUGCCUAUUGACCCUGUGUUGAAUGGGGUUUCCGGAAUUUUGUGGGAGGAUCUUCAGAUUGGUGAACGUAUUGGUAUAGGGUCAUAUGGUGAAGUCUACCAAGCAGAAUGGAAUGGCACGGAAGUUGCUGUUAAAAAAUUAAUGAAACAAGACAUCUCAGGCAAUGCACUCGCACAAUUUAAAUGCGAGGUCGAUAUCAUGUUGAGGCUGAGGCAUCCAAAUGUUGUUCUUUUCAUGGGAGCUGUAACAAUUCCCCCGAAUCUGUCCAUAUUGACAGAGUUUCUACCAAGGGGUAGUUUGUAUAAGCUGCUGCACCGUCCAAAUAUCCAAAUCGAUGAAAAGAGGCGAAUAAGAAUGGCUCUUGAUGUGGCCAAGGGAAUGAAUUACUUGCACACGAGCCAACCUAUCAUUGUGCAUCGUGAUUUGAAGACACCAAACCUCCUUGUUGAUAAGAACUGGGUUGUCAAGGUUUGUGAUUUUGGGAUGUCACGAUUGCAGCACCAUACUUUUCUAUCUUCAAAGUCAGCUGCUGGAACGGCAGAGUGGAUGGCACCAGAGGUUCUAAGGAAUGAACCCGCCAAUGAGAAAUCUGAUGUAUAUAGCUUUGGAGUAAUAUUAUGGGAGUUGGCAACUUUACAAGUUCCAUGGACGGGAAUGAAUUCGAUGCAGGUUGUUGGAGCCGUUGGAUUCCAGGGUAGAUGCCUUGAUAUUCCACUAACGGUGGAUCCAUUGGUUGCGGAGAUAAUAAGUGACUGUUGGAAUCGAAAUCCACAAGCACGCCCUUCUUUUGGCCAGAUUAUCGCCCGCCUCAGGCGUCUGCAGCGUCUAAACAUGCAGGAAAUGAACUCGUGUAAAUCCCCAGUGGUGGUGUAACUUGUAGAUAGAUGCAGAGUGAUACGCAAGUUGUUGGAUUGAAAACUGUUGGUUGAUUCGAAGUCUGGACUCAGCACAAUCAGUUCAGAACAGAACAUAAUGAAUACCAUACGUCGACAGCUACAUAAAGUGCAGUUGGCGAUGCCAUUGGAGUACUAGGAAAGCUGGUAAUAGUAAUUUGUGCAUGAAGUCUUAAAAAGUUUGGAAGGCAUCUUCUUAAUAAUAGGAUAAGAGUUGAAAAAGGGUACUUUGCCAUUCAUUUGUAAGAAAGUCUCUUUAGUUUUACAAUAGAAAAGAAUGAAAAAAAGAAAAGAGUAUUGGAGAAUCUGUUGAGAUCAUCAAAGGGGCAAAUGUACAAAUUUGGUCUCUACGGGUGGUGCCAGGGUGAGAAUUAAUAAAAGUGAAACAAAUAAUAUUUGUCUCGUGUCAUUUAAUA
Molecule: messenger RNA, 1890 nt
Organism: Olea europaea var. sylvestris
Lineage: Eukaryota; Viridiplantae; Streptophyta; Magnoliopsida; Lamiales; Oleaceae
Product: probable serine/threonine-protein kinase SIS8
Exons: 11
Coding region: 156-1454 (432 amino acids)
Biological process (GO): protein phosphorylation
Molecular function (GO): ATP binding; protein kinase activity
Source: RefSeq, a predicted model, not a curated record